Molecule: messenger RNA, 4406 nt
Organism: Limulus polyphemus (Atlantic horseshoe crab)
Lineage: Eukaryota; Metazoa; Arthropoda; Merostomata; Xiphosura; Limulidae
Product: endonuclease/exonuclease/phosphatase family domain-containing protein 1-like
Exons: 11
Coding region: 494-2341 (615 amino acids)
Cellular component (GO): plasma membrane
Source: RefSeq, a predicted model, not a curated record
AGAAUGGUGGAAGGAUGUACCUCAAUAUUUAAUUAGUAUGCCAAAUUUUCAGCAAGUAUAUGUUUACGUUUGCUAUUUUUUUACUGCGUGAAAGCAAAGAAUCUGAUAAGAAAAAUACUGCAGAAGGACAGAAUUUUGACAGACUUCAAUGAAAAAGCCCAACAUGCUGUGUUUAUUCUAGAAAUUACUUGCUGAAAAAGAUGCCAAUCAACAACAGCUUGCUAAAGCACCUAUGUACCAUUGAACCUUGGUGUCAUGAUAGAAACAUUGGUCAGAAGUAUAUGUGUAAUCUACCUAUAAUGGUUACAAAUGCUCUUACAAAAGAAGAGAAGGAAAAGUGUGAUUUGAAGAAACAGAAUUCAAAGUGAUAAGACUUCUGAUUGCCUAGGUUUUUACUAGACUUUCUUUUUUAAACUUGCUAUGAAUCGGAGAAAAAAAGUUCUCCUUGAAGUUUGUGCACACAUUUUUGUGAGUAUGAGGAAGUGAAGUAGAUAUGGGACAGUGCAAGAGUGUUCGUAAGAGUGAAGUUAGUUGUGAGAGAGAAGAAAGAUGUAGUCGAUUGUACAAAACUAAAGGUAGACCUCUCAGUGCAACUUUUCACGUUUAUGAUAAUAACCUGCAGUGGGACUUGCUUAAUAUCAAUACAGCCACUGAGGAGGAAUUAAUGACACUCCAAGGCAUAACUCGCCACAUUGCUCACAACAUUAUAGAAUAUCGACAAGCUAUUGGUGGUUUCAGGAAAGUAGAAGAUUUGGCUCUGGUCUCCAGAGUAGGGGCUAGCACAUUGGAACAUAUCCGCCCUGAAAUUUGUGUUGGUUCUCGUAAGGGAGGUCUUAGGGGAGGAAGUCAGGCAUCUUCUGGGAACAUUUCCCUAGAGUCUUUUGCUGUUUCAGAGAAUAACCAUCGUUACUUUAGAACUUCAGCAAAAAUGAUUAAUGCCAACACAGCUAAUGUUUUCCAAUUGAUGACUGCACCAGGUGUGAGUCAGGAGAUUGCAGCUAACAUUAUUCAUUAUCGAGAAAGAAAAGGGCUAUUCAAAUCAAUGGAUGACUUAUUAAAAGUAAAAGGGAUUAACCCCCAAAAGCUUGCUUUUAUUAGAGUUUUUAUUACCGUUAACCCUCCAACAUUAAAUGGAGAAAACUUAUCCCUUCCAACUGGGACCCCACUUGGCUGUAGAAAUACAAUAGUAAGCAGAAUUAGCAAUCACAGAAGGACAUUGUCAGCACCGUGUAAAUAUAAUAUAGAGAGAAUAAGACACCUUGAUGAAUCAAGUAAAGAUCUUUACAGUUUCCUUUCUGAUCAUUGCCGUCGACCAAUUGUAGAAGAAACUUUUAAUUAUUUAAGAAAUGGUAAGCCAGUGAUACGUAUUGGAGUCUGGAACUUAGAAGGUCUGACUGUAGAAAAAGUUCGCAAUCCUGGUAUCCAGGAAAUUAUCUGUAGAACAAUACUUGAAAAUGGCCUAACCAUAAUUGCCUUACAAGAUGUGCCUUCAGAGGUUGCACUUACCUUAUUAGUGACUGAGUUAAAUAAUCCCCAACAGAAGCUGGUACGUAGUUGGGUGGGAGUUAAAGGAAAGUGGAGUGGUGUCAUACCUGAACUUCCAUUGAGAUCUGGUUCUAGUGGGUUUCUGUUUGACACAAGCCAUGGUGUUGAACUGCAAGAUGCCAGUUUGUUGAUUUUACCAAAAGAUGAUGAUGAGUAUUUACAACCACUUCCAUCUCUGUGUAUAGGAAACUUUGUGGUGGAUGGAAUGAAGCUCACACUUGUUAAUCAUCACCUGAAGGACAGUUGUAUUGAUAGCCGAAUAGGAAAUUUAUUAACUGAAUUAAUGGAGUAUUUUCCAAAUGAACUAAAGAGUGAAAAAUGUGUUGCCUUAGUUGGAGACUUCUGUCUUCCUCCAACAGAUCCUGCAUUGGAAGUCUUAACCAAUUGCCAUUAUAGUCACUUGAUUCCAGUUAACACAGUUACCAACUUAAAGACAAAGGAGCAAGAUUCUCACUGUUGGGCAAAUGAUGAGUUUAAAAGAAGUUUUACAGGACACUGGGGUGUUGUUCAUGAUGGGUUAUGUCACCCUGCUAUACCUAAUGGAUGGAUGCUAGGUGGGCUCAUAAGUUGGCAUUGUCCAGUGUGGGUAGAGAUGUAUGUCCAAAAUAAUGUGGAAAACAAGCAUGAACAGUUGCCCAAUGGCCAGGUAAAAAAAUCUCCAUCACCUGGAAAAAUUGGUCCUUCUUCAUCAAUAAAUAGAGACAGAAGCAAAAAAUAUUUAUUUGAACAAUCGAAACGAAUUAAGAGUUGCUUUCGAAAACACAAAGAUCAUAAUAAUAGUAAUAUUUUAGUAUGAUCUAGCAACAUAAAUGGAAAGACAAUCUUAUCUAUGUGAGAUAGUUACCAAUGCAAGAAAUACAUAUUUAUUCUUACUUUGUGAAAGAGAUUAUUUUCAAUCAUGAAAGUUUGUUUUUCUUAAGUUGUCUAAAUCUUUUUAAUUUGGUUUCAGUGGUAAAAAAAAAUCUUUCAGCUUUAUAAAUAUGAUACUAUGAGACAAUUACACUAUAAUUUUAAUUUUAUGGUCAAUAAAAUUACAUUUAUCCAUAUUUGGUAUGAACUUGUUCUGUUUCUUAAGUUGAAAAUUUAUUAAGCUGUAUAUUAUAGUACAUAAAAACAUUUCAUGGGAUUUUUGAGUUAUGUCUUUUGUAAGCAAUUACAAAAAGGUUUCAACACAUGAUACAAAAAAAAUCUCUUUGCUGGUGUCAGGUUUAUAUAGUUUUAUAAUUAAAUAGUGAAAAGAAAGUAAUAAUCGAAUAACAAAAUUAUUUCUGACAUUUUUUAAGCUAUGCAAAUGUUAAUAUGUAUAGUAACAGAUACUACACAUUUUUGAACAAAAUGUAUUUUAAAUACUUUUGUCAAAAUAAUUACUUUUAUCUUUCACUAAAUGUAUUUUGUCACGAAAAUUAUUUCUUUAGAAAGUUAUGAAAAAUAAUGAAAUGUGAUAUGCAUUUGUAAUUAAAAGAACAAAUUUGUUACUUUGUAAAUAUGAAUUAUGUUCGUAGUGGACAGUGUUAUGUUAAAUAUACAAUUUUUUAGAGAACUAUAAAAAUGUACUAUUUUGUAGACAGAAAACCUCUUUUCAGCUUUGACUAUGUAUAAUGUUUGUUUUAGUUAGGAUUUUGCUUGAGAAGUUUAAAUGAGAUGUUUUCUUUGAUUGUAGAAAUAUUAAAAUUUAUGACUAUUUGAUAAAAAGUUGCAUUAUUUAUUCUUCUUUGAACAUUUACAAUUUAGUAUUUUAUUUAUUUUAGCUUUUCAUGUAUUGAAUUUUCUAAAUUGUCAGGCUUUUCAACUUUUAUAUGUUGUCCUUGUCAGACAAUCCAUUCAUUUAUAUUGUGUUUAGUUCAGUAUUAAUCAAGUUACUAUUUUUAAGACAAAGAGCCAUGCUAAUGAUAUAUUUUAGUCACAUUAGUCAUCUGUAUUCAAUACUGUAUUAUUUUAUGUCAGUCAUGUUAAUUAUGCAUAUUUUUCUUGGGUAUUAUCAGUUUUUACUUCAGCCAAAUUAACUCUUCCAAAUCAAUAACUUAGUUCAGUUAUCUCCUGUCUAGCAUUUAAAGAGAAGUAAGUUUUUCACUCACCACCAGUCUCUCCAUUUUAAAUGUGAGGCAAGAACAGCCCAAUGAUUAAAGUGCCAGACUGUGGAUCUGAGGUUUUAUGCUUCGUGCCUCAUUAUAGCCAAAGAAAAAAAAUUGUGCUUCCAAACUUGGAUUGUGGGUCCAUUAUUAGAGUAAGGAUCAAAUUUCACUAUUUGAUUAGAGCAGCCCAUGUGUUGGCAGUGGGUGGCAUUGGCUAGCUGCCUUAUUACUUCAAAUUAGGAACAGCUAGCACAGAUAGCCCUUAAGUAGGUUUAUGUAAACUUUCACAGAUGACAACUAUUUAAAAUGUUAUGUCAAUCAGAUGUUACUACUUUCAUUCAAAUGUUCUAUUAACCAGUAAAAUUUGCAUUAUUGUAGUUGCCAUUAACUAUCAUCUAGUCGCUUGAAAUAAAUUUUUUGAAAGUUUCAGUUAAAAGAAAAAUAACUUAUCAUUUUUUCACUAGAAUCAAAAAAUGAUCAGAAAUGAAGUAGUUAUAAUUUCUUUGGAUCAUAGACUAAUUGACUAUUACUUUACUACGUACUUGAAUAAUUUGAGGUAAUUGUUUUGUCAGAGGAUGGUUUUGUAACUGUGGAAUGUAUAAAUGGUGGAAAACUUACAUAAGCAAAGGAGAUCAAGUACUUUUAAGUGAAAUAUGACAAUAACUUGGUACAUGGCUUUAAUCGCUUUCAAAACAGAAGUAUAGUCUUCAAUGCAAAAUUCAUAUAUAUAAAACAUAUACACAGUGUGGUGACAAGUAAAUAGAUACCACCUUUUCAGAAAAAAUGAAA